AUGGUUCGAGACAGAGAUGGCGACGAAUCCUCGGCAGUCAGCCAAUCAAAACGCCCUGCCCUUCAUCAUCAGGAGAGCGAUUCGACAAACAGCGACCACGCCGUGAGGGAACAUCAUCAUCCGCACCGACCGAAGCCUCAGAAGCACGUCGUUGGCGCCGGUCGCUUGCAUGCACGCGUCCCUUCCUCCAAAGCACUGCACAAACACCAUGGCUCAACAGCUUCUAAAUCGAACCAUCGACGCAUAGCAUCUCCCUCGCCCGAACGAAAACCAAGUUCUAUAGCCGGCCAUCGACGUGCGCAAUCUGACGCAAAAUUGUCCCGCGAUAGCUCAUCAACUAACCUGAGCAAGAACACUUCCUCCACGAGUCUCCGGCGUAACAAGUCCCACGGCGAAGUGAACAAAAGGUCAAAGUCCUCUGACAAACUAAAGCGUACGAACUCGAACCCCGCCGUGAACAAGGUCAAAUCGCAAAAGUCGCAAGUUCACUUUGACUUGGGCAACGACGGUCAAGACGACGAAUGGGUUGAUGCCAGUACGUCCGCCUCGCCAUACCUAUCGAGGAGAGGGUCGUUGGCCAGCGCCCAGUCCUCGGCCAAACCAGACGACAGCAGCGCCAACAACUCAAGAACAGAAACUCCCACCGUACAAUCAUCUCCCCCUGCUGCGUCAACCCCUGAUCGCGAGACCGUUCAGCACAAGGAAUAUCUUACAUCGAGAUUACUUCAGCGCACCCCGUCACACGGCGCGCCACCCAAGAUGACCGCAGACAACGUUUCUGUCUCGCGACGAGGCCAAUCCCAGUCUCCAGACUCCAUCAGCCGCGUUUCUACGCUUGCUGACUCGCACAACAUCAGCACCCUGCCGGGAACAAGCUCCGGCGAUGAGCUCAUCUCGAGAUUUGUUGGCGCAGGCAGUUCCGGCCCAGCUCGCGAAGGAUCUUUUUACCAACUCCCGACUCGACCCAGCAGCCGAAGGUCAGACGACAACAUUCAGCGACGACCGCAGUCUUCAAGCUCCGGACCACCAUCACAGCGCGACCCCACGUUAUCAGAAGACGAGGACGGCACGGCGCUUGCCCCGCGGUCAGGUAGACGGUUCGCUCCGCCAGCGGAAAAGUCGCGAACUCAACAGAAGCUUAACCUGCAGCGCGCAAGCUCUGUGAUCGAACCAGGGCAAGCAGUUGGGGGAGGUGUUGGGGCAGUUGGGGCAAGCCCGCUCGUGGGAAUAGGAGGGGCAGGCUAUGAUGGCGGCACCAGCCGCGAUCCACGAGUAACAAAGCAGCUGGAGCGAACAGGGAUGGAGUAUCUGAGUGUCCGCAGGUUCCAGAACCCUGUGGUUCGUUCGCUAGAUCGCCUGGCGCAGGUCAAUCGCCUCAACAAGAACCGGCGUAUACCGCGCAAUGGCACCGCCAGUGUCGAUGGCAAGGCGGCUUCGAUGCGCAGUGGUAUUGUGUCCGGCCAACACACUCGCAACUCAAGUCUCAACGAGAGCAGCGCGGCCGCUACUGGCAGGAGACCAACGACGCCGCGCGCACAGUCGAUUCGGACAAACGGUGCUGGAUCCAGCUUCGAGGCUGAUGUCGAUGACCACCAGAGCAGCCGUGCCCUGCACGAGGGGUCCGGAACUCAGGGGCUCAGCGGAUCAAGUCUCGUCGGUGGAGACGAGGACGAAGGCGUGACAGCUAUUCUGCGAAAUCUGUGGGAGAAGAAUCUGGACCUUAGUGCCAGCCAAGAGUAG
Molecule: messenger RNA, 1740 nt
Organism: Colletotrichum truncatum
Lineage: Eukaryota; Fungi; Ascomycota; Sordariomycetes; Glomerellales; Glomerellaceae
Cellular component (GO): TORC1 complex; fungal-type vacuole membrane
Source: RefSeq, a predicted model, not a curated record